Cooperia oncophora is the source of this 480-nucleotide messenger RNA. NCBI's taxonomy places the organism in Eukaryota, Metazoa, Nematoda, Chromadorea, Rhabditida, Trichostrongylidae. The record is from the annotation of a GenBank genome assembly.
CAACAUUUUCAGCCUGGUCCACGUCAGUGCAUUGAAACGGAAUGUACGAAAGUAGCUCGAGAUGGCAGUAAAUACUGCAGCGACGAAUGUGGAGUCAAACUGGCAAAGCUGCGACUUCUUACGUUACUACCCAAAAAGGUUGAGGACUAUUACAGAGAACAGCCGCAGUGUGAGCUACGAGCACUGGAAGAAUUGCGUGCAAUUGACCAGAAGAUUGGUAAGAUCCAGGUGCAGACGGAAACUAUGUUGGGCUACGUACGGGCUAUUCAGAGAUACGUUUCGGCGAUGAAAUCGACGACGUCGGUAAGCUACGAUGAAACAGGAGAUGUUGACUUUAUGGCGAGUUGUAUUGUAUGUGGUAUGGAAACGAAUGGACGUCAGUUACCCAAGCAUGUGGAACGUUGCUUUGUGCGCUCGGAGAAACAGACAUCUUUCGGCACAGCCACUCCUGUGAGUUUUUCCUUGACUGUCCUUAUUUAG